Molecule: messenger RNA, 3176 nt
Organism: Myripristis murdjan (pinecone soldierfish)
Lineage: Eukaryota; Metazoa; Chordata; Actinopteri; Holocentriformes; Holocentridae
Gene: trib2
Product: tribbles pseudokinase 2
Exons: 3
Coding region: 1139-2176 (345 amino acids)
Biological process (GO): regulation of MAP kinase activity; protein phosphorylation; positive regulation of proteasomal ubiquitin-dependent protein catabolic process
Cellular component (GO): nucleus
Molecular function (GO): mitogen-activated protein kinase kinase binding; protein kinase activity; ATP binding
Source: RefSeq, a predicted model, not a curated record
GUACAUGCGUGCGCGUGUGGAAGCCCCUCCGCCAAGCAGGCAGCUCCUGCACUGUAGGCGCAGUGUGCAGUGUGUGUGUGCAGCGCGGCUGACCUCCCUCCGCACUGAAUGGACUAGAUUCCCAGCCACGUAAGAAGUACAGCAGCACCACGGGAGAGGAUGUCUUGCUGAAUCAAGGGAUAGGCCUGGGAAAGUCGGCCGGCCGUCCCUUCCCUCCAACACCUAGAGCAGCAGGCACACAGACGGCGCUUUUCUCAUCUGGACUACACCGAGAGAGGACGUCGACUCCCGCACACAACAACAAAAGGACUCCAGCAGCAGUUCCGGAUGGGGUUUUCUCCUUAUGUGGUAGAUGACAAUCGCCGUGCAUGGAUAUGAACUGGGGAAACAAGGCCGUGCACUGACCUGAUACUAGUUAGCUAGCGAGGAAGCUAACUAGAUAGCCCUGCACCUGCUAGCCAUCAAUUGUGUCUCGCUUCCAGCUGAAUUCAGUAGCUUGCAAAACUUGCUUUUUAUUUUACCGGCGCUACAUUUUGAGGGGUCUCCGUGCCUGCAAGCUGUAUUAAACGGGUUGUUUCUGUUUUAUGAAACGUGCCAUACUAUUAACCGGCAAGAUAAGCUAGCAAAUUCAACUGUGGGCUAACUUGGCAGCCUUCAUUCAUUGUAAAGCUCACGUUUGGUAGCCUUUGUUGCAGUUUUUUACUCUGCCUACGUUACUCGCGCUGCUAGUCAGAUUGCAGCAGGUCUUUGUAAAGCUCUCUAGUCAUCUUGAGUUAGUAAUGCUUUCAUUUUAGCCCGGUCUUGGCGUUUUGCAUGGGAAACAAAGGGGGGCACAGGAGCAGCCAAACUCUGCAACAAUCAUAGACACCCCCCAUCCUCUUAUUGUAGAAAAAGCCAGCCAAGCAGCUUUGUCGAUUAUCCUUCUCUGAUAAUCAGGCACGUCGAGUCGCAGUGAAAUCAUCAUUUCUUUUUUUUCUUUUUUUUUUUUUUUUCAUUUCAAGAUCAACUAAAAUAACAGUGUUGGACCAUUGCGUUAUAUCCCUGCACUGAGUUUACAACGAUCAAAGUGGUUCCCUAGCGAGAAGAGGAGCAAGGAGGAGGAAGGCCCCGGUUUUGUGGCGUUAUUACACCAUUCCUCAUGAACAUACAGAGGUCAAAUCCUAUUAACAUUUCACGUUAUGGGAGAUCGCGACACAAAUCGCACGAUUUCGAAGAAUUGUCUUGCCUAAGGACUACAGAGUCUCAUCAGAGUUUCAGUCCCAACCUCGGGUCCCCCAGCCCGCCGGAGACCCCGGACUCCUCACACUGUAUCUCCCGGAUCGGGGACUACCUUUUGUUGGAGCCACUGGAGGGAGACCACGUUUUCAGAGCCGCCCACCUGCACAGCGGGGAAGAGCUCAUAUGUAAGGUCUUCGACAUUGGCCGCUACCAGGAGUCGCUGGCAGCCUACUUUGCUUUGGGGCAGCACCAGCACAUUAACCAAAUUCUGGAGAUCUUGCUUGGGGAAACACGAGCCUAUGUUUUCUUUGAGAGAAGCUAUGGCGACAUGCACUCUUUUGUCCGCACCUGCAAGAAGCUGCGGGAGGACGAGGCUGCCCGACUCUUCCAUCAGAUAGCCUCGGCUGUGGCGCAUUGCCACGACAACGGACUGGUCCUCCGUGACCUCAAACUGAGAAAGUUUGUCUUCAAAAAUGAGGACAGGAGCCUCGUGAAGCUGGAGAGCCUUGAGGACACUUAUAUCCUGGAUGGUCACGACGACUCCCUGUCAGACAAACAUGGCUGCCCGGCGUACGUCAGUCCUGAGAUCCUCAAUGCCAACGGCAGCUACUCGGGGAAGGCUGCCGACGUCUGGAGCCUGGGCGUCAUGCUUUACACCAUCCUCGUGGGCCGAUACCCUUUCCACGACGUCGAGCCCGGCUCCCUGUUCAGCAAGAUCCGCCGGGGCCACUUCAGCAUCCCCGAGACGCUCACGCCCAAGGCCAAGUGCCUGAUCCGCUCCAUCCUCCGCCGCGAGCCCGCAGAGCGCCUCACCUCGCGGGAGAUUCUGGAGCACCCUUGGUUUGCCUCCUCGGGGGCCUUGGGGGGUGCCGCGGUGCAGGGCAGAGCGGAACGAGAGCAGGAGCAGAUGGUGCCUGAGGUGAACAUGGAGGAGGAGCUGGAGCAGUUCUUCAGCUGAGCCAACACCAAGCACAAAGGGACGACUCUGCCACGGUCGGCUCGCCACGCUCACAGCAGAGCCAAAACAGUAGUUUAGAGAUUAAACAGGUGAACAUUUGUCACUCACAAUAAAGGUGUUUCCAUCUCGUUUUCUUUCCACCAUUUCAUGGAAAACCUUGAGCCUGGCAUAACAAAUGGCAUCUAUACAUCACCUGGGGACGCACUCCCCCUCGGGGGUUGUCGCCGCCAAACAUGCAAGUCGCAAACAAUGUAGCAAAUGUUCUUUUGGAUCUGUUUGGUUUAAUGUGGUGCUCUUUAAAAGUAGAGACAUACACCGUUCUUGACACUAUGGAAAGCAUGAAGGGACAGGAGAACAGACAGGAAAUCACGGAGAACAAUUCGAAAUGAAUUGACAAAACGGCAACACCACUCCUUUACAGUUUGUUUUGUUCAUGUCACAGCUUUAGGUAGCACCGAUCCACAACCAGAGACCCAGGUCAGAAAUAAAUCACAAGUCAAAAACCCUGUUGUUCAAGUCGUUCACAGUGAUACUAUCGCUGACCUGGGACCGCUGGUUACAACAUGGAGCAGCUUAUGCCUGUGCUCCCGAUCAUCUAGAUGGAUGACCUCAUCUUUGUUUUGUGUUCUAUGUUUUGUGUCGCCAUCUCUCAUUUGUCUCUAAAAGGACAUAUUUAUGUUAUUCAGAAAUCUUUGUCCCUGACACAGAUGGUCACUUAAACUGCUCGUUUACUUGACUUGUUUUCAGUAAUUUGUGUAUUUCUACAUCCUCAACCUUUUAAGCCUUUACCACACUGUCUUCAUUACUACACUUUUCAUUUUAUUUUAGUAACAAGACUUUUUUUGUCCUGUUUUUUUGUUUUGAAGCUAUUCCAUUCUGUUGUUACUGCUGCUUUAUUGUCCCUCCCCUAAACCUCAAUCUGAAACUGUUCUCUUGGUCAGCCUCCAAAUACGGCAUCGUGCACUUGAUGUGUUAGGUGAACGAAUGAUUCCACCUCUUA